This is a messenger RNA of Drosophila erecta, 4666 nucleotides long. Its product is annotated as macoilin. Gene Ontology annotation, molecular function: microtubule binding. Lineage: Eukaryota; Metazoa; Arthropoda; Insecta; Diptera; Drosophilidae. Gene Ontology annotation, biological process: neuronal signal transduction; chemotaxis. The transcript is spliced from 11 exons. Gene Ontology annotation, cellular component: nuclear membrane; rough endoplasmic reticulum membrane. The coding region runs from base 686 to 3610 and encodes 974 amino acids. The record is from RefSeq and is a predicted model, not a curated record.
AUCACCGAAGUUGUCUAAGUGAAAAGGGAAAAUUUUCGGGUGCUCAAGAAUCCAUCCAUGCACACGCACACACUAGAGCAACACGCAGGCCGAGGAACAUACACAUUCUCACAGACACAGCGCAGUUGUUGGAAAUGUGCAAAUUGUAUCAAAAAUCCUCUCGAAAGUAAAUAAGUUGAGCAGGAGAGCCAGUGAAAAAUCGAGUGAAAUAAUCAGUGGCAAAUUGUGUGCGAAUGAAAAUGCCAAAAGCAUGCCCAAAGUACUGAAAGAAACGUGUGCAAUUUUGCAGUGCUUUUUGGCUGUGUACAUCGGUGUGUUCGUGUAGUGUGAAAAGCAGUGAAGAAAAGCCGGCUCAGCAGGAGGCGAAAAACGUUUUCCAAACGCAUCAGAUGUAAAUGAGAUGCCGUCGCGCCGGCAGCAGAGGCACCACCAGCACCAGCAAGCAAAACCACGCCGACAUCGCCUCCGGAAAUACCAGGAGCCGCAGCAGCAUCUGAUUAUCAAGUGAAGUGCAGUGGGGCGAGGACUCACUCCGUUCGAAACGAUUGAUACGUUGGAUACAUAGCAUAUAGGAUACCUAUAGCAUACAUUAUAGUCACAGGGAGCAGCGGGACAACUGAUCUUGGGCAGCAGGCAGGGACAUCAUCGAGCAUUUCGGGAAGAGGAUACACGGCGCGCACUCAAGAUGAAGCGACGCAACGCGGAUUGUGGAAAACUUCGGCGGCCGAUUAAGCGCAACAAAAUCACAGAGGGAAUGUACGGCAGCACAACAGUUCUGUACAUGAAGUUUCUGAUCCUUUGGGCCAUAGUUAUGGUUGCCGAUUUCAUGUUCAUGUUCCGCUUUGAGUUCUUGUGGCCAUUCUGGCUGCUCCUUCGCUCCGUGCACGAUUCCUUUAAGUACAAGGGACUGGCAUUCUCCGUACUGUUCGUGUGCAUAGCGAUAACGUCGGAUCUGGUCUGUUUAUUCUUCAUACCCGUUCACUGGCUGCUCUUUGCAGCAAGCACUUAUGUGUGGGUGCAGUACGUCUGGCACACAGAUAAGGGUAUCUGUUUGCCGACGAUAAUACUCUGGAUGUUAUUUGUCUACCUGGAGGUAGGCAUAAGAUGGAAGGACAGUCGCCACAUGCCGCACUUGGAUCUCUGCCGGCCGUUCGCAGCGCACUGCAUUGGCUAUCCGGUUGUCACGCUUGGAUUUGGCUUCAAAAGCUACGUGGGCUACCGCAUGCGCCAGCGCAAGCAGCGCGAGGUGGCCAAGGACAACGAGUUCUACAUGCAGCUCCUACAGCAGGCUCUGCCCGCGGAGGAGGCAGCUGAGGAGGCGUCUGCGGGGGCGACAGCCACAUCCAGCACCGUCGUCGUGGCCAACGGGUCUGCAACUACGCCGGCUCUGGUCGCUUCAUCAGGAGCAACUGCGGCGAACGGGAUUUUGGCCACUGCCACGCAAGCACAAAACCAUCAUGAGCAUCAUCACAGCGGCGGCGCCGGCGCCAGCAGCAGCAGCUCGAGCAAUAGUAAUCAUCACCAUCACCACCAUCAUAGUAACAGCAGUGGCAACAGCGGCAGCAACCAUAACAGCAACAGUAGCAGUGGCGGCGCCAAGGACAGCAGUACGAGCGAGAGUGCAUCAGGCGCCGGCUCGUCGUCCAUUGCAGCGUCUUCAGCAACAGGAGCAGCAGCAGCUGCGUCAUCAGCGUCCGCGACAUCCGCCUCGUCGUCGUCGUCGGCGUCGACGGGCAAGCAGUCGGCGUCUGUCGCAUCCACGGCCACAACAGCAACCUCCAAUGGACACGCUGGUGGUUCAAGGAACCAUCGGCGCAGCAUGGACAAGGAUAAGCAUCGCAACAAGGGUGACGCUGCUGAUAAUGAGCAAAACAAUGGAACGCGGCAAGGUGGUAAAAAUAGCAGCAACAACUAUCACCAAGUCGAUAGCGCUGCCACAGCAACCGCAACAGUAACAGCUACAUCAAGUAAUAGUAAGGAUAAGGAUAAGGAGAAGUCAGACUGGGAUAGUACCACAAACUAUCCACAACAACAGCAGCAGGGGGGAAAGGAGAAGCACGAGAAAAAGGCUGGUAACGCUGUUCCCAACGGCAAUGCCAAUCACCUGGAAGAUGAAACGGCUAGUGUGGAGGCAACACCACCUGUUGAAAAGGCGCCUAAGGGUCGACGUAAUCGCGGCAAGAAGGAUAAUGCAGCAAAGGACAAUCACAGCCAUCAGCAGCAGCUGGCUCAGCAACAAAAGGAAAAGGACAAGGAGAACACAGCCAACAACAAUAAUAACGACGCAAGCUCAGUAUCAUCUUCGGCGAGCUCCACCUCCAGCAAUGCCAUCGCGAACUUGGCCAGCAAGGUGGUCUCCAAGAUCUGUGAAACGUGCCUCAAACUAGAGGCCGAUGUGAAAAAGUAUCGAGCUGAAAUCAGCCAUAUGAAGCAAAUCGAAAACGAAUUGCGGCAAAAGUUGGACGCCAAUCUCACCAGCAAGUCAUCUCUGCAGGCCAAGCAGAAGGAGUGCGACGACCUGGAAAAGCGCAUUCAAGAGCUGAACAACGCCCGACAUGCUGAUAUGCUCAAUUUGCAGACAGUGGAACGAAGACUAAACGAAGAGCGCCGCCAGAAGCAAUCCCUGGACUCGCAGCUGUCCAACGAGAAGAAGGCUCGAAAGGUGGCCGAGGAGAAGGCGGCUCGUCCGGAGUGCAGUUCCCAGUGCAAACAGCGCCGCCAGCAGAUGGAUGAGGAGCAAAAGCGACUGCGAGGCGAUCUUAAGCAGGCGGAGGAGGCGAAGCAACUUGCUGUCGAACAUGGACGAAAAGUGGAACAAGAGUACCGCAUGCUGGAAGCGAAACUUCGCAAUCGGGAAUCGUCCCAGCCUGAUCCCGAGAUGCUAUUGAACGCCCUGGCUGCCAUGCAGGACAAGAACGCAACGCUGGAGAAGAAUCUAUCCGCAGAGACGAGAGUCAAGCUGGACUUGUUCUCGGCUCUGGGCGCUGCCAAGCGCCAGAUUGAAAUAUCUGACAACCAUCGUCGCUCCAAGGAGGAUGAGGUCAUUGAUCUCAAGGCAAAGAUUGCCCAACUUCUGGCCGUGAUGCCAGACAACUUGUGCAUGAACACUGGCCCACAUGGGCCGGCGAGCAGCAUUCUGCGUAUGAACGACACGCCGCCGCUGCAGUCGGGUCCCGGACCGUCCUCGCCCAUGCUCAGCCUGAGCGCUGCGCAGGAGUACCAACAGCAUCAGCAGCACCAGCAACACCAGCAGCACCAACAGCAUCAACAACAUCAGCAACAUCAGCAGCAUCAGCAACAGCAGCAUCAACAGCAUCAGCAACAUCAGCAGCAUCAGCAGCACCAGCAACAUCAACAGCACCAACAACAUCAGCAGCAUCAGCAGCAGGGAGGCGGUGGGCCUGUCUCCCAGCAGCAAAUGGUGCCGGUCAGUGUCGCAGCUGCCUUCCAAGUUGCUGCAGCCAAUGCCGCUGCUGCAGCCAAUGCCGCUGCUGCCAACGGAAACGGGGGAUCAACGCUAGAUCCCAAUGCUAGCGUGUACACGCCGAAGAAUGGCAACAUGAUGGUGGUGUCGCCGGUGGGCAUGAAUCCCAAUGGGGCGGAUGCCUGACGCCAACAGCAGCAGCAGCAGUCCUUGACAUCGUCGUCGUCGUCCUCGCACAUGCAUCUGCGACGACAAGUUUGAGAUUAUUAUACUUUAUAUGAAUUAGGGAAAAGAAACGCAAACAACAACCGUCGCCACAGCAAACGAUGAGCAGCCCGUAACCCGGUGCCGGUUCCAAGAAGAUGUUUGCAUACAAUAUCUGAAUGUCCGUAAUAUAAAUAAGCAGUUUCCUUUAAAAUUAAAUCACCGCUACAGAAGCGCAGGCAGCACUGAUGAAUUCAGCUUAAAAUUGCUGAACAUUUUCCGUUUUACAAAUUCAAAUUGUUCAAUCCAAUCAGUUUCCUCAAUGAAUUCGGCAUUCCAAACAGAAAUUACCUUGAAGGCCCACUUUUUACUGACCCUUUGAAUAUUCUCAGAUCAUUUAAACAACUGUUUCAAAUCGGCUGCCCGCCGUCACCACACCACAUACACAUUCAGUAACCUCCCUCUAACACGAAAAGUACAUGAUUACUUUAACAAGAUGAUUCGAGAACUCGGAACACAUUUGAAAACGAUAAGAACAGAACACAAAUUUCUAAAAAUAAUAACAAAAUGAAAAUGGCGAUUCGUAUUUUUUAAUUCAUGAUGAAUGCCAAGGAAGUAUCCCUAAAAUCCUUUGUAAAAUGUUUUAUUUUUUUACCAAACGCUGUGACAGAGUUGGACCAACCGAAGUGAUGGCCUUGAUCUUGGGGAGACGGCAGGUGUUCUGCACGACCUCUGCCUCAUGUCCCCUGAUUCAAUGGAAUAUUUUUGAAGUCUGCGCCCUUGAUUUAUUAUCUCAUUAAAUUAUUUUUGUUAUAAAACCUUAAAUGUAUGCUAUAAUUUAGAACUUAUAAUUUUUGAAAACAAACAUCAAACGAAAAACUAUUUUCUUUUAAGUUUUAAUUUAUUUUUGUUUAGUUCUGCUGUUCCUAAGAAACAAAAAAUCGAAAACAACUAAGGAAAACGCUUUAGUUUAUUUACGAGAAGUGAAACGUCGACUAUUUUGUUCAAUAAUAAAGUAACCUUUCGCUGCGAGAAGCA